This is a messenger RNA of Closterium sp. Naga37s-1, 1164 nucleotides long. The record is from the annotation of a GenBank genome assembly. Lineage: Eukaryota; Viridiplantae; Streptophyta; Zygnematophyceae; Desmidiales; Closteriaceae.
AUGGCUUCCUCCAACCCUAGUACAUCGAAUGAAGACAACCAUGGAGCAUCGAUAGCUGAGUCUAUUAAGACAUUGUACGAGACUAAAGGGAAGGCGAAAGAGGACAAGGGGAAGGCAACCGCCGCGGCGAUGGAGGCGAUUAGUGGUGGGUUCGGUCCUAGUGGGAAGAGGAAAAUUUCAGACUAUUAUGGUGGCGACGCGGCGGUGGCAAAAGCUAAGGCCGAUGAGUCGCUCUGCCUCUUCUUUGCCGGCCUUCGUAUUCCCGAGCACCAUGCGGAUCACCCGCUCUUCCGCAACAUGUUGAGGGCGGUGGCUGAGGCAGGCCCUGGCUAUGUCCCCCCCGGCCGCAAGUACGUUGACGGUGCCGGCCUCCAGCAGUGCCGCAUUCGGAUCGAGGAGGGGUUGGGGCCCAUCAAGAAGACUUGGGGGAAGCAGGGUGUCACCAUUGCGAGCGACAUGAUGACCGAUCGCAGCGGGCGCGCACAGGCGAACGUGCUCCUGAUCAAUGACAAUGGGGGGAUGUUUACGGAGAGCAUCGACUAUGGGAAGGAUCAGAAGACGGGCACCUAUAUUGCGGACAUGUUACGGCCCAUCGUGGAGGAGGUCGGGCCCCAUAAUGUUGUGGCGCUGUGCACGGAUGGGGGGAGCAACUACCGUUCGGCGUGUCGGAAGUUGGGUGUGGAGUUUCCGCACAUUGAGCUGAUGCCAUGCCCCACCCACGUGAUUGACCUGCUGUUGGAGGAUGUGGGGAAGAUGGACUGGGCGAAGAAGCUUGUGGACAGGGGGAACGGCAUGAUAAACUUCUUACGCAAGCAUCAUUGGACCCGCGCGAUGAUGAGGGACCCGACGCUGCCUGGGGGUAAGGUGCUGCAGGCGUUGCGUCCAGCAGGGACUCGCUUUGGCACUCUGUACAUUGCGAUGUCGAGGUUGUGCGAGUUGGAGCAGAAGCUGAUUGUGCUCGUGACGGGCGACCUGUGGAAGGGGUGGGCGGUGGGGGACAGGGAGGAGGGGGCCGAGAAGUUUGCAAAGGAGGUGAUUGAUCCGGCUUCGUGGAAGUCCGCCGCCUUCUUUGUGAAGCUGCUGCAACGGCCCUAUCAGGUGAUGCGCAUGACGGAUUCGACUAGGCCUGGGAUGAUGGGCCGCAUGUACGACCUCAUGCUGUAG